This is a messenger RNA of Hemiscyllium ocellatum (epaulette shark), 1863 nucleotides long. RefSeq names its product protein FAM78B. The record is from RefSeq and is a predicted model, not a curated record. Bases 606 to 1391 code for a protein of 261 amino acids. The transcript is spliced from 2 exons. Lineage: Eukaryota; Metazoa; Chordata; Chondrichthyes; Orectolobiformes; Hemiscylliidae.
CUCUCUCUCUCUCUCGCAUUCAUCUUCAGCAUCAGGAGUAAUGGACAGCGUGGUGCCAUACGACGGACAAUGCAAGUACUCUUCAAAUACCGCCUGAUUCACCAAGAUUUUUAUUUUUAAAAAUCGGAUUGAUUUAUAUUUGUCGAUACCGGUCUCCAUUGAGUAGCGGCGGUGGGGAGGAAUGGAACCAGCGGUUCAUUAACCGUUAGCGAUGAAGGCAGAAGGAAGGCUGUGUUGUUCUGUGAGGCUUCACAACAGAUGCAGACUAUGCUGGAGUCAGUGGCUCCAGUGCGUUUCCUCUGCUCCCAGUGCCACUCGAUUACAACGGGAAACCCGCAUAUCCUCUCGCUCCUCUUAUCUUUUUGCCAAUAUGCUGCCUCGUCUUCCUCCUGCUUCCUGCCGUUUGUGACAUGAAAAUAAGGAGGCGAAAGGCACACAGGGGGAUUAAACAAAAAAAAAGAGAACUAUAGCCCGCACCCGAAUAACGAACUCAAACUGAAGACCAUAGACUGUUGUCUGAUUUGACGCGCUCAGCAAGAUAGACGAUUAGCAGGGCUCUAUCUUCAGUCUUUUUAAAUAUAUUAAUAUCCAUAAAACCCGGAAGGAUGGGUUGCAUUCAGAGUAUAACUUGUAAAUCACGGAUACGUCGAGAGAAUAUAGUGGUAUAUGAUGUUUCUGCUACCAUUGAUCAGUGCCCAACUCUAAUCGAGGAGAAUUCUCCCAUUGUUUUACGGUACAAGACUCCAUACUUCAAGGCAUCCGCCCGGGUGGUGAUGCCUCCAGUCCCCCGGAACGAAACGUGGGUUGUGGGGUGGAUUCAAGCCUGCAACCAGAUGGAAUUUUUCAACACCUACAGCGACCUCGGAAUGUCUAGCUGGGAACUUCCUGAUUUGCGAGAAGGCAGGGUUAAAGCUAUUAGUGAUUCUGAUGGAGUGAGCUAUCCAUGGUAUGGGAACACCACCGAGACAGUGACACUGGUCGGCCCCAUUAACAAGGCGUCUCGCUUCUCAGUCAGUAUGAAUGACAAUUUUUACCCGAGUGUAACAUGGGCGGUCCCUGUGAGUGAGAGCAACGUGCCGCAACUAACCAGGAUUAAGAGAGACCAAAGUUUCACCACCUGGCUGGUAGCCAUGAACACAGUCAGCAAAGAGAAGAUUUUACUUCAGACAAUCAAAUGGAGGAUGCGGGUUGACAUUGAAGUCGACCCGUCGAAUCCGUUGGGUUACCGUGCUAAGCUUGUUGGAAGGACACAGCAGGAGCAGCCUCGGAUAUUAAGCAGGAUGGAGCCCAUACCGCCGAAUGCCUUGGUGAAGCCCAACGCGAACGACGCCCAGGUUUUAAUGUGGAGACCCAAACGUGGUCUACCUCUAGUUGUCAUACCUCCCAAGUAGUAAUAGACGCUUGCAGCCGUUCAAGGAAAUCUUCUAAGGCCGUGCAUUUUUAACACACCUCCUAUUUCAUUCAGCAGCAAGGAAUGAGCAAGGUUGGAAUUUUUUUGAGGGGGUGGGGGGGGGAACAUCUGCACUUGUUUGAAGGAGGUGAAUGAAGCCUUUGGUUCGGUUGUACACCUCGGGAUCUCACGUGGCUGUUUACAAAGGUCAUCCGACUGUACAACCAUCCUGGUAACACUUGAUCCUUAUUUUUUGUUUAACUUUUUUUUGAUAGGGCAAUGUUCUCGGUCCAGAUGAACUGGCCGUGGUGCUGAAAUGUGACGGGAAUAAGGUACCACUAUUUUCUAGCUGCCUGCGGGCCGUGUGUGGCUCCACAGUGCAGGCUUCAAUCAGACGAUGCUUCCUACUCUUGCUAACAUGUCCUGACUGUUCGACUGAUUAAUGGAUAGUUUUUUUUUAUUUUGCAUGCACC